AUGGCUAAUGGUCAUGGAGAUGACGAUGCGAUACUGUUAGAUCCGAGGCGAAACCAAUGUAUGGAAAAGAAAAAACUUUUUGAAGAAAUGCUAUUGAAAGACAUGCCAGGUUAGGAACGUAGGAUACUACUAAAACUUUGAAAAACAAACUAACAAAAUACAAGCAUGUUGUGCAUCACUGAUAUAAAUACAAGGAAAAGUUAAAACGGCGUCAACAUCUAGUAUGUUCAAUGUCAAUGUACUGUACUCUGUACUCAGUCUCAGUACGGUUAAAAUUAUAGGAAAAUGCACUUAUACUACUCCAGGCCUAUAGAGUUCCGGAAUUCUGUACUAAAUAUUAUCUUAUAUUCUAUGUCAUGUUGGUUGAUAGGUAUUUAAUUGUAAAUCGGGCGCAUAUAUAUAUAUAUAUAUAUAUAUAUAUAUAUAUAUAUAUAUAUAUAUAUAUAUAUAUAUAUAUAUAUAUAUAUAUAUAUAUAUAUAUAUAUAUAUAUAUAUAUAUAUAUAUAUAUAUACGAGCUUUGACGUGCGUGAACAGAAACGAACGCUACAGCUAUAUCCAAUAUUCAAAGACAACAUAAUUUAAUGAAAAUUCAGUACCUACACAUCUGUUAAGAACUUAAAUUAAUGACUUUUGUUAAGUAUGUUUAAUUUUACAUGAGAGUAAUAAACAUGCAAAUGCACUUUAUCUUAAAUAUUUAUUACCAAAAAUGACAAAUUUUAAGAGGACAGAAGGGUUUGGCGCGCUCUGUCGAACGUGAUCAAAACAAAGAUAAAUUUCACUUUGCACCUGUCUGACCUGUGCAUGCAAUGACAAUGAACUGGCUAUUCCAGUUGAUUCAUUGCCAUUGGGUUCAGCAAUUAACUGAGACUUGAACAUUUUAAGGUUCUUAGGGGGCAUAUGCCCCCCCCCCCCCCCGCCAUGCAGGAAUAAAUGUGGGGGGCUAAGCCCCCUCAAAAUAACCUGAUUCACAGAAAAAUUAUUCUUUGAUCGCUGCCUAAUGCCUACAAAGGCCAAUGUGAACAAAAUUACCAACUUGUGGUGAUUAUACCAACUUGUAGUCGUAUAUAGUGUCUGGGUAUUAUUUGAACUGUCAUAUAGUCAUGGCCAGACCCGUCCAUCCUUCCCAUUUCCCUGACUUUUUCCUUCCCUCUCUUGCCCUUGGUUCCUUAAGGAAGUCAUUUACUGGAAAAUGUGGUGAUAAAAGUUGAGCUGUAGAUAUUGGGGAAAUUGCGUAGGAAGCAAUUCAGUAUUUCAAUUUAAUGUCACGUAUUUGCGAUGAAGAGAUCGAAACCUAAUAUAUUUUUGGCGUUCCUCUCAAAUAACUUGGUUUUAGCUUUAUUUUGUAGCUUACACAGUUAGCAACUUUUUUAAAUGUAUCUGGCGGUUGAGAAACACAAAAUAAUAAUUAAAUGCUGUCAAUUUAAAUACUGAAUUAUCAUUGAUGCUGUAAAAUUGACGCCAUAUUUAUACGGCAAUAUAAGCAAAACUUACUGAACUUCAGACUUCAUUUUUUCUUUGGCGUACGGUCGAAAAUCUCUUCAUUUUAGUAAUUUUACAGAUAAAGCAAUAAACAUACUUUUUAAUUUUGUUUGCCGCUUGAGAAACGUAUCAAAAAUUAAAUAUUUUAAAUAUAGUCGGCAAAACCAUGCAAGUGGAAAAGUAUAAUCAUUAGUUUUGAGCGCGUGUUACGUAACAUAUACAAAAGCUUCUGUUUUAACUUAUCAAUAGAGACCAGGUCAGUAUAAAUAUGAACAGAAAAUGAAAGUACAAAGUCUGAGUCAUGCCACAUCUCAAAGUGGUUCUGACCAUUCGGAUGAUACUAUUAUUUUCUAGGUACUAGUCGAGCAAAUGAACCAAUGCACGCGGUACUUGAAGGUGAACUUGGUGAAAGUGAGAUGGUCGAGGGAAGAGAAGCUCAGAAUGUCAGAAACCGCGCUCUACUCCAUUACCUUGCAUCAUUAGCAAACUCCAACAGCACAAAAGAUACAUUUGAUUUUGAUUUCGUUGAAUCUUUACUGAAAAAUGGUGCAGAUGUGCACAGUGCAGACAAGACAGGUCAGACUGUGUUUCAUGAAGUAGCGAGAUCUUGGAACGUCGAUGUCGCAAAAUUCCUCAUUAACAAUGGUACGAACACUAUAGUCUACGCAUAGGCUACUAUGGUUAUGUACAUCAAAUGUAGGUUUCAAUUGUAUAUAUAGGAAGUGCUGAAAUAUUCGAAUACAUUAAUUCAUGCAAUAUAUUAAGCAAUAAAAUAUAAAGAAUACUAAUUUAAGAUUUAAAAAAAUAUAUGCAUGAAUAUUAAAUAGAUGUACCUUGAUUUUUAAGGUGCAAAUGUGAACCAGCAAGAUCAGUAUGGUCGAUCACCACUUCACGUUGCUGCGGCAGUAGAUUAUGCAGAAAUGGUAGAAUUUCUUGAGCAAAAUGGAGCUGAUAUUGAAAUUAAAACGACUGGUGAAGGACAGACUGCGAUGCAUUUUGCUGCUAAAAAUGACGCUAUCAACUCUAUUCAAAUGUUGCUAGGAUAUGGAGCAGAUAUUGACGCACGUGACAGCAAAAACAGAACACCACUACAGGUACAGGAUUAUUACAGGGUUGUCAUGUGCUCGCUGGUUCCAUGUAAAAUGCAUACAAAAAUGUUUAGUUGUGUUAUUCCCUAAAAAUAAUCAGUGGAAUAGACAUUCUCUUUUUAUACUCUAUAAAGCCCAUCGCGAACUAGAUAAGGCAAAACCGUUACGUGAUAUUUUCCUCCAUUGUACGACUAUAACUGUAGCAUUGAGCGUUAUACAAUCAUUGACUAUUGAAUCUUGCAUCUUUUUUCGGAAAUUAAUGGUAUACUCAUUAAACUGACUACCUUUUUUUUUUAAAUGUUCCAUACCUUUAAUCCAAACUUUGAAAUUGUAUAAUUACUAAUAUUGAUAUUUUCUACAUCAUAGGUAGCUGCAGAAAUGAAUCGUUCUAAAGCUGCCAAACUCCUGAUUACAGAAGGCGCUCCAGCUGGUGUGUAUGACAACUUGGGAAACUCGGCUUUGUCUCUUCUUAUUGAAAAGAUUCCUGAAGUAGCUUUGGAUGCAAUGGAUCAGUUUCAUUCAGUGGACACAAUCAAUCGUAAAGAAUUUUAUUUUCUCAACUAUCUGGAAGGAACAAAGUUACAAGAAGAGCAAACGCAUGCUCGAACUCCUCUUGAGAUAGCUGUCCAGAAUGAGAGAUAUGACAUCAUCAUGCAUCCCGUCAUGCGACGCCUGAUUGGGGUGAAGUGGCAAAUGUACGGCAAAUGGGGCGCGAUUCUAGACCUGGUUUUGAAUUUAAUCUACACAAUAUUGUGGACGGUGCUUGCAGUUACCUUGCCAAAACACGGAAGAGAUUUGUAUAUUCCUCUAAAGUCCAAUGUCUGGAGACUUGUUAUAGUUGUCAUUCUUAUUUUGCUCACACUGGUCGAAAUAAGAAAGCAGAUCAUCAGUAAGUUUUCCUAUUUUGUCAAAGUAGAAGAUAAUAUGUAUAGUUACAAUCUUGAGCAUUAA
This is a messenger RNA of Paramuricea clavata, 3519 nucleotides long. The record is from the annotation of a GenBank genome assembly. NCBI's taxonomy places the organism in Eukaryota, Metazoa, Cnidaria, Anthozoa, Malacalcyonacea, Plexauridae.